AUGCCUUAUAGAUCGAAUAAGCUUACGUACAUUAAAAAAGAAGUUGAUAGCUGGUUUCGCAAUGUUGUUUAUGACACAUGUCAAGUUUCUUUGAAAAAAUUUACUGAAGAAGACAUAGCAAAUUAUAAAUUGAGCUUAAUUAAAAAAGAGAAAAAGACACCCAAAGAAGUUGGUAAUAUAUUCAAAGACAAUAUAACAAUAAAACAAGAAUAUUAUACAAUAAAAGACAAUACAACUUCUAAAAGCGAUAAAAGGUCAAAAUAUGAGAAAAAGUCUAAAUAUGUUAAAACGCCUAAAGAUACAUUUAAAGAUUUUAAAACGCCUAAAAAUGUUAUAACAUCUAAAAAUUUUAAAACGCCUAAAGAUGUUAAAACAUCUAAAGGUUUUAAAACGCCUGAAGAUGUUAAAACGUCUAAAGAUGUUAAAUCGUCCAAAGUUGAUAAAACAUAUAAAGACAACACAUCUAUAGACGACGAGCCUGCUAAAAAAAAACAGAAAUUGGAUACAAAUGGAAUAGAUGUUUUGAAAUUAGUAUUAUCUAGAGAGGGCGAAACUCAUAAAUUUAAAUCAAAAUUUAAGUCUUCGUUAAGACCCAAGAAGGAAAUUGCGUCUACCAGUACAGCAGAGGAAGUACCCAUAGUAAUUGAUUGCGAAGAAUCUGUGUUAGAUUGUGUGUCUGCUAAUUCUUCAGCUACAAAUGUAAAACAAAGGGUCUGGGUCAAGGAUGUUAAGAAAAUGAUGGAUGUAGAUAAUUACAUGAGGUGGCAGGAAAUGAUCAAUUAUAAAAAUAAACCCAAUCAUCCAACAAAUGGCACUAAAAAGUUAGCAGUUGCUAAACUCCCAAUAAGUGGACCUAUAAGCGGAUCUACAAGUUUACCUAAAUUAACUGUACUUAAACACGCAGUAAAUGGCAAAAAAUAUGUAAAAGGGCAUUUAGUAAAAAUUGAAAAAUUAUACAUAAAAUAUUUCACUAAAUCCGCACAAGAUACUGUCGUGGUUAUUGCAAAUAUACUCAAUAUAAUAUCAAUGUCUAAUAAACAUCACAAGGCACGAAUGGAUGAAUCUUUUAAGAAAAGAUCUGAAGCCGAAAAACUUAAAGAAAGAUGCGAUGCCAACAGAUUACAUGGAAGGCAUAAACAAAUUUUAGAAACAAAGUUGAAAAACUUUGUUAUAGACGUUGUAUCAUCUUUUGAAACGUCGGAAUUUGAUUCUGCAUUUCAGAUGUUUUUUCUAAGUAUAUUAACUGUACUUCGAGUUUUGGAUCAGCCCAAAUUCAAAAAAGGUAGUAUCUUCAAAAAUUUGGUACUUUUACUAUGGAACAGUUUGAAGAACAGUGAAUAUAACCAUCCCCAAAUUUUUUCAUUGUUCCGGUCAAAGACAUUUCGACCUGACUGCAUUGAUUUAAUAAGUCUAAUUGAAGAUAGCCGGGAUAUUGACUCUGGAGUCACCGAUCGCAUGUCAUUAUUUUUUGUAUCAUCAGUAAACAGUCGGGAAUAUUUUCAAGCAGUUAUUGAUGCCGUCAUCGGUGAUUCGAAUGAAGAUCUGGGGUCAUUAAUCGAUAAUGCAGCUUUUCAAUGUUCCAUUAAUUCAAAGUUUAAAGAUCCUGUAGCUUCACCAACUGUACAAUCUUCAGAUAACAAAAUACCAGCAACAGAAACUAUCCCUAGCACUGUCAAUAAUGAUGAAAUAAUUCAACACUGGUUCCUAGCCAAAAAUCCAGAUGGAACUUACCAACAAAUACCUGUGAUAAAUGGUAAUAAGACCCAAACCAUUGGUAAUACUGCAAUAAAACCAAAAAUUUUAACGGGACAGCCGUUAAAUAACUUCUAUCAAUCAUUUUCUUCUUCACUACAAAAUAAAAAUUUGGAACCUUCUACUUCUAAAGUAAUACCAACAAACAAAUGUUUUGUUGUCGCGACAACUAUUUCACACAGUCCUUUGGUGCAAGUAACAGCAUCUUUGUCAAAAUCUGCAACAACAAUACCAGCAACAACAACAACAUUUGUGACGUUCAAACCAGCAGUUCCGAAUAAUAUUUCUAUGGUAAACGGUACUCUUCAAAGAGCUGAAGGUAGCACUAUUUUAGUUGGCAACAGACAAUAUCAAUUGGUUAAGGGUCCAACAGGUCAAAUGAGAGCAGUAAUCAAUAAAGCUAAAACAUUUAUUAAACCACAGCCAGUCGCUAUGGACAAAUGCUACGCAAGAAAUUGCACCAAGUCUGCAACAAUAAUGUGCAGUAGCUGUACAUCGGUGAAAUACUGUUCCCAUAACUGCCAACGCCUUGACUGGUAUGAUAGUCACAUAAACGUCUGUGAACAACUGGUAAAGCAAAAGCAGAGACCCUAA
Messenger RNA from Macrosiphum euphorbiae (potato aphid), 2346 nucleotides. The record is from the annotation of a GenBank genome assembly. NCBI's taxonomy places the organism in Eukaryota, Metazoa, Arthropoda, Insecta, Hemiptera, Aphididae.